CUCAGCAGACCGGGGGUUGAGCUUCCUGGGUCAGAUGCAGCCGCUGCCAGCUCCAUUGUGAGCGGAGCGACCUGCGUUAACCCCGCUCUGCCCGCACCAGCCCCUGAGCCGAAGCCUGCAGGCUGCAGGAUAUCGUCCUGGUUGAGAAAUGGCUGCUGUGGAACCAGCUCAGGACCAGGCACAAUGGGCAAUCGCCAUGGCUGGGAUGUGGGGUGAACCCCGUGCCUUGGGGGAAGGGCAUUGUGGGAUCCCCAUCCAGCAUCCCAAGAGGGAGGAGAGCGAGGUUGAGGAGCAGAGCCCUGGCUGGCCCUUGUCCCCGCGGACGCCGUCCCAGUCCUGGCUAGAAUGCUCAGAGGGGGAAGAUUCUUCGUUGAGGAUGGCGCAGACACUUCACCGGUCUCGGGAAGGGGUAAAUACUGCUGGCCUUGAGCAAGCGGUGCCGUCCCGUGACUGGCCUCACAGGGACGAGGUUCCUUCAUUCCCCUGGGUGGCACCUGAGACCUGCGAUUCCAUGGGGACAGGCCCCACCAGGGACCGUACCGAGGGCAAGGCAGCCAUUUCAGAGCAGGCCAGCGAGGAAGCCCAUCGAUUGCAGUUCCGCUCAGGCACUGCCCAGCCCGGAGAAGCUCCCUGGGAGAUGCUAGCCCGGCUCAGCCGGGCUGCCCAGCUCUGGCUACGGCCCGGGGAGCGCACCAAAGAGCAGAUUGUGGACGUCGUCGUGCGGGAGCAGUUCCUGGGGGCGCUGCGGGCAGACGUGCGGGCCUGGGUGACGGCAAGGAAGCCCCGCAGCAGUGAGGAGGCGGCUGUGCUGGCUGAAGCCUGCCUGGGGCAAGGGGAGUCGACCCAGCCUGCUCAGGGGGCGGUGACCUUCGAGGAGGUGGCUGUGUAUUUCACGGAGGAGGAAUGGGCUGUGCUGGAUCCCGGUCAGAGAGCUCUCUACAGGGACGUCAUGCAGGAGAAUUAUAAGAGCGUGACCUCGCUGGCUCCCCUGGCAGAGGCAGAGGCUAGCACAGAAGGGAUAGAGUCGGAGAGUGCACCAGGUUUGGAGGAUAAACCAGGGGAGGUGCCUGAGCCCAAAAAGGAAGAGGACAAGGAUGAAGACUUCACCAGGGAAGAUGAACUAACUCACACUGAUGACCUGCAAGAUGAGAAUUACCACCCCUCACUAUACAGUGACUCCGAGCUGAAAAGAGAGCAAAGCCAGACCAAGAGCCGCAAGAGACCCGUGAAGGGUGCGCAACUGCCUACUGAGACGAGUCCAGCCAACAGCAGCCCCUCUGAGGAGCAGGCGGUGCAAUCCAGCCGCAAGAAGCGGGGACAGCCGAGCAACAAGGAUGUGGCCCAGAUCAUCCCAAAGAGAAUCAGGAAGGCAACCAAGCGUGAGAUGCUCCUGUGCGAUUUCGAGGGCUGCGGCAAGAUCUUCUCCAACCGCCAGUACCUGAAUUAUCACAGGAAAUACCAGCACGUGCACCAGAAAACCUUCACCUGCUCUGAGCCCAGCUGUGGCAAGUCCUUCAACUUCAAGAAACAUCUGAAGGAGCACGAGAAGCUGCACAGCGACAAACGGGAUUACAUCUGUAAGUACUGCGCCCGCCCCUUCCGCACCAGCAGCAACUUGAUCAUCCACAGACGCAUCCACACAGGGGAGAAACCCAUACAGUGUGUGAUCUGCGGCUUCACCUGCCGUCAGAAGGCCUCCCUCAACUGGCACAUGAAGAAGCAUGACACCGACUCCUUCUACCAGUUCUCCUGCGACAUCUGCGGCAAGAAGUUUGAGAAGAAGGACAAUGUCACUGCGCACAAGAGCAAAAGCCAUCCUGAGGUGGCUGCCGCCCGGUCCGGCCCAGCCCAGCCCACACCAGAAAUGCCAGAACCCGGCCACCGGGAUGCCCCAUCCCCGCUCCCCAGCCUUGCUGAGGAGACACUGAAUGAGGACCACCCGGGGCCAUGCCCACUUGUCACAGAGCAGCUGGAGAUCAUUGCACUGAGCCAUUGUAAGAUGGAGAAGGCGGAAAGGCCAGUCUGCCCCAUCACAGCCUCCGCCGACUAACGGGCCACACCAAGCGGGAUCCAGAUCUGACCAGCGCUUGGGGGCUGAGCCACGGGGGAUGCUGGCAGAGAUGAUCCCAGCAGGAUCCUGCCUUCCAGCUGGACUCUGCUGAGAGUGGGACAUAACAGGUGUGUUGUAAACAAGACACGAGAAAUCAUUCUUCCGCUCUACUCUGCGCUGG
Molecule: messenger RNA, 2231 nt
Organism: Gopherus evgoodei (Goodes thornscrub tortoise)
Lineage: Eukaryota; Metazoa; Chordata; Testudines; Testudinidae
Product: E3 ubiquitin-protein ligase ZFP91-like
Biological process (GO): regulation of transcription by RNA polymerase II
Cellular component (GO): nucleus
Source: RefSeq, a predicted model, not a curated record